Fonsecaea erecta is the source of this 1653-nucleotide messenger RNA. RefSeq lists its product as hypothetical. The record is from RefSeq and is a predicted model, not a curated record. Gene Ontology annotation, molecular function: iron ion binding; oxidoreductase activity, acting on paired donors, with incorporation or reduction of molecular oxygen; heme binding. NCBI's taxonomy places the organism in Eukaryota, Fungi, Ascomycota, Eurotiomycetes, Chaetothyriales, Herpotrichiellaceae. The coding region runs from base 1 to 1653 and encodes 550 amino acids. The transcript is spliced from 5 exons.
AUGAAUGUGAAAUUGAUUUCAAUCGCCAGCAAGCUGGUUCUGGCCUCCUUCGCAGUCCUCGCCCUCGUGCUUGCUCGCUACGCUGCUGCCAGUCGUCGACCUCGAGGAUUUCCACCCGGGCCAUCGACACUACCAGUAAUCGGCAAUUUGCACCAGUUUCCUCUCAAAAAGCCAUUCAUCAAAUUUCAUGAAUGGAGCAAACAGUACGGCCCUAUAGUGGGUCUCAAGUUGGGCCCUCAAAACGUCGUUGUAUUGAACAACUACAAGGGUGUGAAAGAGCUCUUUGACAAACGCGGAGCUAUCUACUCGAGCCGUCCUGAUAGCUAUGUUGGCAAUGAACUUCUUUGCCCCAACGACACACAUAUUCUCCUGGUUCCCUAUGGCCCAGGCUGGAGGGCGCUUCGCAAGGCAGUCCAAGCGAUGUUGAAUGUGACCGCUGUGGACGGACUCUUACCUGUGCAAGAAGCAGAAGCAUCACAAACAUUGUUUGAACUGAUGAUGACUCCCGAGAAGUGCUUCACGCACAUUCGCCGCUAUUCGACCGCGGUCAUUCUCGCAUCUGUGUUUGGCCAGAGAGGCGCGAGCUACGAGGCACCUAAAGUCAAAGCGCUCUAUCAUGCGCAGGAGCAAUUCACUAAAAUCUUAGCUCCUGGAGCCACACCCCCUGUGGAUCCCUUUCCGUUCCUCAAAUACAUGCCUACGUUCCUGGCACCUUACAAACGCUGGGCGGCAGAGAUUCGACAGGAGCAACGGACGCUCUAUUCCAACUUACUCAACGAGACCGUGACGGGAGCACGAAAACAGGAUAGGAUCCCUUGCUUCAUGGACAAGCUCCUGGAGGGGAAAGAGAAGAGUGGACUCAACGAUGAACAGAUUGUGUACACUGGGGGCAUUCUGGUGUGGUACUCUCUUUGCUUUCUGUUGAAAAUCCUAACUUUUGGUCGCCAGAUGGAAGCGGGAUCAGACACAACCUCCUCCACUCUCCACUCGUUUAUACUUGCUAUGAUCAAGUACCCCGAGGUCUUACAGAGAGCACAGAAAGAGCUAGACGAGGUGUGCGGGUCCUCAAAGUCACCCAGCUCCCAAGAUAUCAAGAACCUUCCAUACAUGCAAGCAAUUAUGACAGAGACGCUGCGAUGGAGGCCAGUAGCACCCGGUGGCGUCCCUCACAUGCUGAUCCAAGACGACACCUAUGACGGCUACUUUCUUCCAAAGGGCACCAUCGUGUUUGCCAACACCUGGUCCAUCCACCAAGACGUAUCAGAGUUCGACAGGCCGGAGGAAUUCAUCCCCGAGCGGUUCCUCGACGACAAGUUCGGCAGCAAGGGCAAUAACCAAAAUUCGCACGACGACGAGAAUCACCGAAGAGUGACCUACAGCUUUGGUGCAGGGAGGCGAGUCUGUCCCGGUCAGCGCCUGGCCGAGAAUUCUCUGAUGAUCAACAUGUCCAAGAUGGCCUGGGCCUUUGGCAUCAGGGCCGACCCGACGGCGCCACCGCUGGACUCGAAUGUUGAGACGGGAUACUCUGACGGCUUCGUGUUCGGGCCCAAUCCAUUCUCGGCCUCGUUCUCGAUCAGGUCCCGUCAGCACGAGGAGACCAUCCGGAGAGAAUACGAGGAGGCAAAGGCAUUUUUCCAAAAGUAUGAAGAUUAG